Molecule: messenger RNA, 5031 nt
Organism: Nymphalis io (European peacock)
Lineage: Eukaryota; Metazoa; Arthropoda; Insecta; Lepidoptera; Nymphalidae
Exons: 38
Coding region: 86-5014 (1642 amino acids)
Molecular function (GO): protein-containing complex binding
Source: RefSeq, a predicted model, not a curated record
CGAUGAGAUAUUACUACUUGGGAGAUGGUUGAGUAUCGGACGCAUUUACAGACUGAUUGGUUUCUUCCAAAAUGUAAAUGAAAAGAUGCGGAAUUCUCGUAAAAAACUAUACGUCAUGGAGCACAUAAUAUUCGUAAUUUUGGUAUUGCACUGUGGAACAUGUCUCUGGUACUAUUUGCGUAAAACAGAUUCUAUAAAGGACUAUUAUUCAUUAGGAUACGAUAUGACUAGCAAAAAGAUAGAAUUUGACAGUUACAUCUCAUGUUGGUACUACAGCUCGGGGCGUUUCUUCAACUGCAUAUUUGGUGAUAGCUUUCCACUUCAUAGUCAUGAAAAAUGGUUGACGUCACUUUUGAUGAUAUUUGGAUACGUUUUCAUGCGUUACCGUUUUAUUGGAGGUCUCACUUGGGAACUUGUUUUGGAAAAUAGUCGAUGGUCUACUUUCGUUGAACAGAAAGCUAUCACUAAAUAUGAUAGAAACGAUUCGAGGCUGAUUAGGAUACGCUACAGACCAAUGAAGCUACUUAAAGAUCAUUUAAGUGGAGUUGAAGAAGAAGACCCCACUUUCGUCGACGAUUCACACAUGUACUACAAAGAUGAAAAUAAUGAGAAACAGCGGAAGUUUACAACCGAAUACUUAGAAUUAUAUUGUAUGUCUAAUCAUGUUACAACCGUAGACGAACCACGAAUAUGUCUUCGCUCGAAUUUUCCCUGGAUUUUGGAACCGAAUACUGAUUUUAAUGUGAGAAAGGAAACAGUAAGAGAGAUAGCCGAGGAGAAAAUGUCCACUAUUGGUUUUUAUCUUGACGUUCUUUCAGUCUUUCCAAUGUAUAUAUUUACUGAUACAUUAGACCCGAGUGGGGAAUCGAUUGCUUCUCUAAUAGCCGUCGUGUUUCCGAUUUUACAAGUCUGGCACAUAUGGGACUACUUAGAGAAAUGGCAGAAAAACUUUAAUACCAACGCUAAGUUCUUAUGUUUGACGAAGUAUUUUUUAUUGUUUAUCAUAUUCUGUUACUGGUCAGGAUGUCUUUUGUUCCUUUUCGCCUGUCCAAAAAAUCUUUGCAGAGAGAAUACGUGGAUGGGUUUACUCAUUUAUUGGGAGACAAAGAUUUUUGUCAGAAACAACGCGAAACAUGAAACACCUGUAUCUUCAGCUCUUUCAUUUGGAACAUCUGUUUUCACUGGCAGUGGCGCUUCAGUUAUUUCUCCGGGGGUGGAGGACUUAGGCUUGGUUAUAAUUUUAAUAGUACUAGGAACGUAUUUGUCGUGUUUCUGUAUUGCAAAAAUAUGUUCCAUCUACGUUUUAUCAACGCAGAGGAAAUUAAAAUUCAAGGAAUCCAUGAGAGAGCUAUUUUAUUUCCUUUCAGUAAACUAUGUUAGCAGUAAAAUCAAAGCGCGAGUGAAAAAAUUCUUUUGCGUCCAAUGGUACUACAACAGCGCAGUCCUUAAUGAAGAAAUAUUUAAAGAUAUGUCCAGUAACAUUCAACAGGAAAUCUUGUCACUAGAGACGAUUGAAAAACUUUUGUGCUGUCCGUUGUUUCAAAAUUGCAGUCGAGAUUUCCUCCAGACAGUUGCGUCUAAUGCAAAGACAAUAGUUUUACCAGACAAUGAGAUCGUCCAACAUGCGGGCGACAUCGGACGAGACAUGUACAUUUUGAUAAAGGGUCAUUGCAAUAAGCUAAAUCAUAAUGGAAAAAUUGAAUGUUCAAUCGGACCAAACAGUAAUAUUGGAAUGGUGGAAAUGUUAUAUGGACUUCCAAAGGUGCAUACAGUGUUGACAACGACAAACUGCAUAUUGCUCCAUGUUGAAUACACCGCGCUCGUGUUAAGCUUGAGCACAUUCCCUGACAUCAGUCAGCCUAUUAUGAACGUUAUCAAAGACCCUGGUAUACGUAAUCUGACGUCACAAUUCGAAGAGAGUAAGCCACUAGUCGGUAAAAUAGACACAAAAACAAACAGGAUAACACAAGAAAUUAAAGAGAGUUUCGUUGUAGUGAGCGGGCGACGACAGAGAGAUCAAUAUAUACUGGCUUUUGAUAGGCUAGGCGUAAUGAGAUACUUAAGAUAUUUCUUCCUUCCUGGAUGUAUAACUCCGCAUGGAUUAUUUUUAAAAUUCUGGUGCACAGUGAGAUUUAUAAUGGCCAUAUAUUAUGUGCUGACCGUGCCCUAUAAUAUUGCUACAAAACAGAGUAAAAACAUCGGUAUUUACAAUUGGGCCGAUAUAAUAUUAUAUAUUGACAUUGUAAUAAUGGCGUAUGUGGCGUACUACGAUGACAAAUCGUUACUAAUAACACAUCCAUUUUUAACCACUAUCAGAUAUAUGAAGCACGCUUUCCUUUUGGAUUUCAUAAGCGUUUUCCCUUUUGAAGAACUGUUUAAAGUUGUAAAUGAACAUGCUGAUACUGAUCUCUGCAGGAUUAAUCGUAUUUUAUUGGUAUUCCGAAUAACUGGAGCCUUUUCGUACUGGGAGAGCGAUAUUAUGCAAGUGAAUCAAGCAGUCGUUUUGCUUAAAUUCCUCCCGAUUGCCCUAGCACUAGUCAACUUCGCAACUGCCUUCAUAUUUAUGAAUUCCUGCAAGCCCUUCACAGUACCCACUUCAAGUUUUAUUAUGACAAAUUGUUCAAGAGUUUUGCUGCUUUCUGGAAAGAAGUAUAGGCUAAAAUAUGCCGUGACAGAAUAUAUUCAGACCUUCUACUGGGUGUUUGAGAUAUUUGUUGGUUGCGGAUGUACUCCAGUAGCCCUUUCUAAUAAGUUUGACGUUUGGUUGACAAUGGCUUUGCAAAUAGUUGGUUUGAUGUACUUCGCGUGCAUGUACGGCUACAUCGCAUCAACACGUUCCGCAGCCUCACACGCUUUACUUUCUCAUACAGAAAAAACAAGAGAUUUGGUUGAUUUUUUGAAUCGUCAGAACGUUGAUCCAAUGUUGACUGUGAAAACUUUGAAAUAUUUUGAAUACGUCUGGAAAAGAACUCACGGCAGCGAUCCACAGAAAAUAUGCCGUGGUUUAAACUCCGCGUUAAUGGAAGACACGCUCGUGUUCAUGUACGAGAGGGCGCUGCGCGAAGUUCCUUUGUUCGGGAAAGUCGAGCGCUCCUUUAUCAGAGUUAUCACGCAGCACUUGCAUGAGAUGUAUUUUCUUAAAGGAGAUACUGUGGUACAGUGCAAGGACAUGCAGACUAAGAUUUACAUAAUUUAUAGAGGAAAGGUAGACGUUUUAAGUUCAUAUAACGAAAUGAUUACUUGUAUGGGUCCUGGUGGAAUGUUUGGUAAUUUUACGGGUCAAACAAUUUCAAGUUCCGAAGUUUCAAUCUAUGCUAGCAGAAACUUAGAUUUGUUGGUACUACCAUCGCAAACAUUCUUUAAUUUGGUCAAGUAUUAUCCAAGAAUACAAGAACCGUUGUACAAGGCAUUCGAGAUAUCGAAAGAUUACAUCCUACCUAUAUCUAUGGAUAACAUCGACGACGACUCCUCAGCCGAUUCUGAUUUCGAUCUGAUGUCACAAGAUUCUGCAGUUGAUUCACGAAGCGGUUCCAGUAAAUUUGAUACUUCAGGCGGUCAAUAUUCACUGCCACGUUCUCAAUCAACAAGCAACGUGAGCCAGGCAAAGUCAUCAGUCAGCGUUAUGACGUAUCAGAGUUAUUUAGAUGUUAACAAUCUUCUGAAACCGGGGUCCAGAAUGUAUCAGGGCUUCGGUUACUUAACCAGUAUAAUGGUAACAGCAAAUUACGUUCUGACAUUGUACGAACUUAUAACUUUAAACAACUGCUACAUUAUAUUUUGGUUGCAAUCAAUUUUCGACAUAUAUUUCUACAUCAAAGUUUAUUUAUCAAUGCAUCAGGGUUAUCUCAACCGACACGGUGAUCUAAUAAUCGAUGCAACGAAAUGUCGCGCCCGGUAUUACAGACACAAGUUGUGGGUUUGGUCAGAUGUAUUUACUAAUUUACCACUUGAACUAUUUGGUUUCUGCUUCUCUAUUCCUAUUACUGCUAUGCAUUAUUUGAGGAUAAAUAAAUUGUUUAGACUAAAGUAUCUGGUCGAGUUUUAUCGGAAAACUUCAGCUGAACUUACAAAUAAUCUCACUACAUUGCAGUCUGCAAUGACUUUUUUGAUAGUAAUUUUGCUGUUACACACGUUAACAUGCGUCUGGCUACUAACUCUGAUUGCUACCGCACCUUUCAAUAUCAUCCGAACACUAAAACUUCAUCUGAUUGAUGACGAUACUCCACGACGCCAAUGGGACUACACGACUUCUUUGUACGUAAUUGUUGCGGAGCUUACUUCUACAGGAGGCGAUGAAUUUAUAGUAGAAGAUAUAUUUUCUAUGAUAAUCCUAGUUAUAUGCCUCAUAAGUGGUAAAAUGUUGGCAGCAACUGUAAUCGCAACUAGCAUGCAAGUUGCGUAUUCCACUAAAUAUGCCUUAAACAGUUAUGAGAAAUCAACGAAAGAACUAAUCGAUGUCCUGAAAAACCAGGGAUUGUCAAGUUACCAAUUAAAGAAGUUUUGGAAAUAUGUCCGACAGCUUUGGGUAACGGAAAGAGGAAGACAGUUACCAGUGUUGGUAGCGGAAACUCCAUACGUGCUUCGUUGCGACCUGAUGUCUGCGAUGUUCGGCCAACAUUUGCGGAGCUGUUACAUUUUUGCUGACACUGGCGAACCGUUCCUUCGUCAGCUCACUGUGUUGUUAGAUUACUCUAUAUAUUUUCCAGGCAAUUAUAUAGUAGUAGCCGGAGACAGCGAGGCUCGCAUGCACUGGGUGGCUUCAGGAACCGUAUCAGUAGUAUCUGUGCGAGAAGAUCUCACUGAAACCACGCAUGAGUACCUCGGGCCUGGAGAUGUGUUUGGCAUUCUACAAGGCCUAAACUAUGGGUUGCCACAUUGUUUCUCCUACAGAGCUGAAACUAAGGUGAGUAUUCUUAGCUUGAGUCUGGAUUCCUGGAAUGACAUUUUGCCUUACUUUCCGGAUGCAGAAAUAAUUAUUUCACAAAGAACCGAUAUUCUGUUCACGAAAAUAUAAUGAAGAUAAUAAUGAGG